AUGCCGCCCGGCGCAUUCCGCGCUGCUGGAUCCGCCAACGCCGCUCAGCCGCCCACAGGAGCCGCCGCGACGCCGACUCAGCAACCUCUUGCCGUCAGGACCAACACGACUGGCUCGACCGCUUCGAGGGGCAGUGCGGGCAGUGGAGCGGGUGCAGGGACGAAGAAGGGGCCGCAGGAGAUGCCGGGCAGUGUCGCGGGCCGGGUCGUGCAGGUUGUCGCGGCAUCGGGUCCUUCGUCGUCCGCACACCCAGUCGUUACGCGAGUCGGCUGCCACACCCCCAUGCCCUUCACACCCCACGCUGGUCCUUCCUCCCGCCCUCACACACCUCUCACCUCGCUCAACCCAACCUCGAACGCGCCCUCGAACCUUCAGCGACAGUCCACGUCGACCACCGCACUCGGACCGAAGAGCAGCACCGGCGAAGUAGUCGUCUCCUCCCACUUCGCCGCCAAACCCGCUCCUCUUCCCGCCUCGACUUCCUCUUCUUCCCUCGUCAUCCCCGCCAAGCGCCCCUCGCCCUCUUCACGGAAAGGAAAAGAGCGCGCCUCUCCGCGCGGCGCCGCGGGAGGGGAAGAAGACGAAUUCGACGAGCUGGACGAGGACAUAGAGAAUGUCGAUCCGGUCAAGGCGCUUGGCCUCCCUCCGAGUGGUCAGGCGGCGCUCCUCCUACAGCAGCAGCGCGAGCAGGAAGAGACGAGGAGGAAGAAGCCUCGUGUUUCGGACGACUCGGGGUACGGGACGGCCGAAGCGGGAGGGAGCGGGAUUGAAACGGGAAUGGAGAAGGAGGAAGUGCCUGAGAGCGAGCACGAAGGAGAAGGGGAGAUGUUGGUGGGUGCAGUGGCGAGGGCGAGCCCGGAGAAGGGUGGCGCGGUCUCGAGGUCGUCGGGACAGCCGGCGCAGGCGAUGGAGGGUGCCGACCCCUCGUCGCACAUUGCGAUCGAGCUGCUCUCGUUCACCGAGCGCCGCGCAUCGCUCAUGCAAGAGUUCCUCGAGAUCGCGGAGAGCGGGACGGGCAGGUCGAAAGGCGGGCGAGACGAUGGCGAGUUGCGCUUGACGCUCUCCUACGUCGACGAACGACUUGCCGAAUACCGCGCCCAACUCCUGGCAUCCGGCACGCAACUCUCGGACGUCCAGAUCGAGACCGAGAAGCGCGCCAACAUGCUUGAAGAGCUGCUCGAAGUGCUCGCGAGCGGAGGAGGGAGGAGCAGCAUGGGAAACGAUGAGGACUUUUUGCGGCACAACCUCUCGUGGCUCGACACUCGCAUCGCCAAGCUCAAAGCCAACCCCUUCGCCUUCGCUUCUGCUUCCCCUCGCCCCGGCUCCGCCAUCCGCCCUCCCCUUCCGAACCAUCGCAUGUCUUCACUCCUUCCCUCAGGCAUCGCCCCCUCUCCGACGCAUCAACACCCCCUCGCUCGACCGUUCAGUCCCGCUCAUGCGAAUGGCUUCUCACCUGCUGUGGGCUAUCACCCCUCGCCAACACUCGCUUCGGGACUCUCGAACCGCGGCCUGGGAGUGGGACCGGCGCCGCAAAAGGCCAGCUCGACGACGAGCGGGACCGAGAGUCAGAAUAGCGCGACGUUGGCUGCGAUGGCAGCGAGGAAAGGUCGCGAGGAAGCGCAGGGCGACGGGCACGAGCGGAUGGAGGCGGUCGGUUCGAAAGUCGCGACGCCAGCGACGGCGCGCUUCAGGCCGGCGGGAGGUGCUGCGGCGGAUCAGUCGUUCGAGGGCGGUGGCUCGACCUUCGCAGGCUCGGCCAACAAGCGUAACGGUUCCACGUCGACCGGCUUCCACCCCAACGCGAACGACGACGUUUCGGCUCUCCUCGACGGCGUUGACUUUGACGGCGACCUCGACACGCAGGAGGAGAGCCUCGAGAUCGUCGAGUCUCCCGCUCCUCGUCCGCCCGCCUCAAGGGCGAAGAAGCCCCCUUCUGGUCUCGGCCUAGGUGCGCCGGUCGUGCGACUCGACAGUCCGCCACCGCGAUACGAGCCGCCUCAGCAGCGCCAGCAGCCCGCUCGACUUCCUCCUCCCGCCGCCCAGAACCGCACCGUCUCGGCUGUCUCGACCGCGAGCGACCUCAUCAUCGAGGAGCCGCGCGCCGCCGUCGCCUCGACGAGCAAGACCGUCGCCAAAGCUGCGCCCGCUGCCAAGCCCAAGGCGCUUCACCCCUGGACAAAGGACGUCUUCAAGGCGCUGCGGCAACGCUUCGGCCUCAAGUCUUUCCGCACGAACCAGGAGGAGGCGAUCAACGCGACGCUCGCCGGACGAGACGUCUUUGUCCUCCUCCCGACCGGCGGUGGCAAGUCGCUCUGCUUCCAGCUCCCGGCCGUCGUCUCGACCGGCGUCACCUCGGGCGUCACAAUCGUCGUCUCCCCUCUCCUCUCGCUCAUCUCCGAUCAGACACGUGCGCUGUACGACAAGGACAUCCCCGUAGUCUUCCUCAACUCGACGAUGCCCGCUGCAGACAAGAAGUUCGUGAUGAGCUGCCUCAAGAACGAUCCGCCCAUGGCCUGCCUCGCCUACGUAACGCCCGAGCAGAUCGUCAAGUCAAAGGCUUUCCAGAACCUUCUCGCCGACCUGUACAACCGCAAGCAGCUCGCCCGCUUCGUCAUCGACGAGGCGCACUGCGUCAGCUCGUGGGGACACGACUUCCGCCCCGACUAUAAGGAGAUGGGCACCCUCAAGCGCGACUACCCGGGCAUCCCCCUCAUCGCCCUCACCGCCACGGCGAACGACCGCGUCAAGCAGGACGUGAUGACCAACCUUCGGAUGGACCGCCCUCUCAUGCUCACCUCGUCCUUCAACCGCGCCAACCUCAAGUACUUCGUCCGCAAGAAGACUCGCUCCGUCCUCUCCGACAUUGCCGACUUCAUCAAGGGCGAGCAUGCCGGCGAGUCCGGCAUCAUCUACUGCUCGUCGAAGAAGCAGUGCGAGGACACGGCCGAGCGACUUCGCCGCGAGCACCGGAUCAAGUGCAUGCACUACCACGCCGGGAUGGACAAGGACGAUCGCUUGCGCGUCCAGGUGCAGUGGCUGUCGGGCGAGAUCCACGUGAUCUGCGCGACCAUCGCCUUCGGCAUGGGCAUCGACAAGCCCGACGUCCGCUUCGUCUGCCACUACACGCUCUCGCAAAGUCUCGAGGCGUACUAUCAAGAAACGGGUCGUGCUGGUCGCGACGGGCAGACGUCGGUCUGCGUGCUCUACUACGCCUACGCCGACACCAAGCUCAUCAUGCGGCUCAUCGACGAAGGCGAUGGCACGCCCGAGCAGAAGGACCACAACCGCGCCAACCUCCGCCGCGUCGUGCAGUACUGCAUGAACGAGACCGACUGCCGUCGUUCGCAAGUCCUCCACUACUUCGGCGAGCAGUUCCCGCGCGAGCAAUGCCACAAGACGUGCGACAACUGUCUCGCGCCGAAGAACGUCGAGCACCGCGACAUCACCGACCUCGCCAAGGAUGCCACGCAGCUCGUCAAGGCGAUCCAGAAGGACAAAGGCGUCACGAUGCUCUACGCCAUCGACGUCUUCCGCGGCAGCAAGACCCAGAAGAUCGCCGGCGCUGGUCACGACAAGCUCGCACACGCCGGCAAAGGCUCGAGCAUCGACCGCGGCGACUGCGAGCGUCUCUUCCAGCUUCUCGCCGCCGAACAGGUCCUCGGCGAGCGCUACGAGCGCAACGGUCUGGGCUUCACCAACGCCUACGUCACGCUCGGUCCGCGCGCUCAGCAGUUACUCUCCGGCAAGCUCUCGCUCCAGAUGGGCUUCACAAAGGGCGGCAAGUCUGGCGGUGGCGGCAAGAAGGGCAAGGCGCCCGCGAAGCAGAAGACGAUCGACGAGUCGUACGACCACGAGCAGUACGGCGGCGAGUACGUCGACGAGCUGUACGACGAGACGACGGGCGUGUACGACGAGAUCGAGGAGGAGUGGGACCACCUCGGACGCCGCGUCGUCCGCUCAUCGACCUCGGGUUCGCUCAACGGCGCUGCGAAGGUUGGGCAGGAAGACGAGACGCAGGUCCUCUUCCGCCAGCUUCUCGACGUUCGCAAUCAGACGGCGACCGACGAGGACUGCGACGCCGAAGGCAUCAUCUCGGAAGAACUCCUCCAGGUCAUCGCCGCCAUGAAGCCGACGAGCUACCGCGAGCUCGCUGCCAUCGAGGAGCUCACGGACGAGCAGAUGGAUUGGUUCAGCCAUUCGCACGCCAAAGUCCUCUGCAUCGAAGCGGUCCGCAAGGCUCGCUCCAAAUCGAGGGAGACGGACAAGGCGGCGAUGGCUCCGCCGAAGAAGGUCGCGUCGAACGCUUCCAGUUCAACCUCGCGCGGUCCUGCUGGCGCCGGCGCUGGCAAGACAAGUGACUCUCGCUCGACUGCCUCGACUUCGGCGGAACCAUCCGCCUCGACGUCUCGCGGGAUCCGCAAGCCCGCACAGCCGCUCAAUCUCUCGGCGUUCGCGUACAGCGGCGGGGCGGCCGGCGGCGGCGCGAAGAGGGCGGGCGGCGUAGCGGGCGGGAGGAGCGGAGGAGGGAGCGGUGCUAUCAAGGCGAUGCCGAUCGUCAAGCGGUAG
This is a messenger RNA of Rhodotorula toruloides NP11, 4566 nucleotides long. RefSeq names its product bloom syndrome protein. Gene Ontology annotation, molecular function: 3'-5' DNA helicase activity; four-way junction helicase activity; ATP binding. NCBI's taxonomy places the organism in Eukaryota, Fungi, Basidiomycota, Microbotryomycetes, Sporidiobolales, Sporidiobolaceae. The record is from RefSeq and is a predicted model, not a curated record. The coding region runs from base 1 to 4566 and encodes 1521 amino acids. The transcript has 15 exons. Gene Ontology annotation, biological process: double-strand break repair via homologous recombination; DNA replication. Gene Ontology annotation, cellular component: chromosome; RecQ family helicase-topoisomerase III complex; cytoplasm.